This is a messenger RNA of Desarmillaria tabescens, 716 nucleotides long. RefSeq lists its product as uncharacterized. The transcript has a single exon. The record is from RefSeq and is a predicted model, not a curated record. Lineage: Eukaryota; Fungi; Basidiomycota; Agaricomycetes; Agaricales; Physalacriaceae. Bases 179 to 589 code for a protein of 136 amino acids.
CAGACUAUCGACCUGGUCGACCCUACGGCCAGGGCUGUUUCUAUUUGUCUUCAUGCAUUUCUCUGUUGUGCUGUAAGCGACUCGCUGUCCCUUUCAAGGACCUAGCUGAAACUAAUCAGGCUGCUUCCGUCCACGAAACGUCGCACUUCAUCCUCUUUUGUCUUGUGCUGAGCGUUCAAUGUAUUACGACCUCCGACAGAGCUAUCAUUCGAUAGUUCUCUCGGGAAACCACAUUCUAGAUGUAGAUAUUUCUCAUCAAGUCGCCGUCGACCCUUCGGUGAGCAAUAUGCGCAUUUUCCACCCCCUCCUUCCCUGGGAAAUCACAGUCCGGGGGGUUCACGGGCAUGCUAUCAGGAUCAUAGAUGUCCUGCGACAGAUUGAUCGUUCUUUGCAUACCAACGUUCGGCGUCGUGAUAUCGACAACGUGGAGAUUACUUCUGACCAUAGAGCCAGAAUUAAUCUUACCUUCGAGAGGCGACCAAAUGGUCAGGCGAUCCAAAGAGUUGAUUUCCUGGAACGCGAGUAUAUAUUCAUGGGACUAGAGAAGGUCAUCGGUGGGUCAUGGCGCAUGAGGACGUCGCGCUACUGAUACCAGAUAGUCAGCUGAAUGAGAUUUUCACGCAUAUAGUAUAAGUGAUACUAUUCUUCGGACAUAUUAUGAUUAUCACCUUCAUUUAAUGUUAAUGACCUAUGAUUCUUGACUUCACGGCUCGGGG